CGAGCGGCCGGCCCGGCUGCGGUGAGUGGACGCGGCCCGGGCCAGGCUCCGGAGCCGCCCCCCGACCCUCCGAGGUCCCCCCCCCGGCGCCGGGGGCCGGGGCGAUCGAGCGAUCGCCCGCACAGGAGCCCGCUCGAGCACCCUGAACCAUGGCCGGCCCCGUGGACCACGGGGUCCAGAUCCGCUUCAUCACGGAGCCCGCGGGGGACGUGCAGAUGCGCACCGGGCGCCGGCCGGCCAAGGAUGCCAGGGCCAACACCUACGGGGUGGCUGUGCGCGUCCAGGGCAUCGCCGGGCAGCCCUUUGUGGUGCUCAACAGUGGUGAGAAAGGCAGCGAGUCCUUCGGGGUCCAGAUCAAGGGCGCCCACCGCCAGGGGCCCCCGGGAGCCCCGCACCCCGACUCGGAGCCGCCCGCCGAGCACUCGGGGUCCCCUGCGCAGGAGAGCGCGGGCCCCUGGCAGGGCAGCGUGUCGGAUGAGGAGCUGGGGGACCCCUGGAGGGGCCGGCUGCUCCGCUCCCAGUCCCAGGCCUCCCUGGUGGGCCCCGCGCCCCUGGGCCCCGGCCACAGGAGCACCAGCCUGCUGGAGCUCGGGCCACCGGGGGUCGGCGCGGGCAGUGCCAUCGACACCGCGCCGCUGUCCUCCGUGGACACGCUCAUCCACAAGUUCGACCGGCACCAGGGGGGCCAGGCCCGGGGUCGCACCGGCCGCCGCCUGAGGACCCUGCCCGCCGAGCAGCGCAAACGCAGCCAGAGCCUGGACAGCCGCCCCCCGCGGGACCCACCCGAGGACCGCCGCUCGCCCAUCCCCUGGGCACCCCCGAGGCCCGGCGGUGGGAGCAGCUCCAAGCAGCCCGUGCCCAAGCCCAGCGUCACGGGCAGCAGCUACAGUCGGGCUCGCCAGACCCAGGACUGGGUCCUUCAGAGCUUCGAGGAGCCCAGGACCAGAGCCCAGGACCCCGCGGUGCUGCAGUUCAAGUCGACUCCGGACCUGUUGCGGGAUCAGCAGGAGGCCGCCCCUCCGGGCAGCGUGGACCACGUGAAGGCCGCCCUGUACAGCAUCCUGAGGGAGGGGAGCUCGGAGAGUGACGCCUCUGUGAGAAGGAAAGUCAGCCUGGUCCUGGAGCAGAUGCAGCCUCUGGUGAUGACACCUGGGUCUGCCAAGGUCCUGGCAGGGCAGGGCGAACUCGCCCAGAAGGUGGAGGAACUGCAGAGAAAGCUUGAUGAGGAAGUGAAGAAGCGACAGGUGCUGGAGCCAUCCCGGCUGGAGCUGGAGCGGCAGCUGGAGGAGAAGGCCGAGGAGUGCACCCGCCUGCAGGCGCUGCUGGAGAGGCAGCAGGGCGAGAGCCGGCAGAGCGGCACCGAGCUCCAGAACUUGAGGCUGCUCCUGGACCAGGCCGGACGGGUCCGAAGUGGGUUGGAGACGCAGGUGAUGGAGCUGCAGGACCAACUGAAACAGCGGCCCGUGCCCGCUAAGGAGGGGCUGAUGAAGGACCUGCUGGAGACGCGGGAGCUUCUGGAAGAAGUCUUGGAGGGGAAGCAGCGGAUGGAGGAGCAGCUGCGGCAGCGGGAGCGGGAGCUGACGGCCCUGAAGGGGGCCCUGAAGGAGGAGGUGGCCUCGCGCGACCAGGAGGUGGAACACGUCCGGCAGCAGUGCCAGAGGGACACGGAGCAGCUUCGGAGGAGCAUCCAGGAUGCCAGCCAGGACCAGGCGGCGCUGGAGGCCGAGAGGCAGAAGAUGUCGGCCCUGGUGCGGGGGCUGCAGCGGGAGCUGGAGGAGACCUCGGAGGAGACCGGGCACUGGCAGACCAUGUUCCAGAAGAACAAGGAGGAGCUACGGGCGGCCAAGCAGGAGCUCCUGCAGCUGCGCAUGGAGAAGGACGAGAUGGAGGAGGAGCUCGGGGAGAAGAUGGAGGCCUUGCAUCGGGAACUAGCGCAGGCCCGCGCCGGGGCUGGAGGGUCUCGGCAGGUGGAGGAGCUCCGGAAGGAGCUGCGUCUGAUGGAGGAGGAGCUGAAGUCCCUGCAGGCCGAGCAGCAGAGCUGGGAGGCGUCUGGGCAGCAGCGCGAACGGGACUUGGAAAAGAAGCUGCAGGAAGAGACUGCGCGAGUCCAGGAGCUCGAGCAGCAGAACCUGCAGCUGCAGAAGAGAACGCAGCAGCUGAACCAGGACUGUGCAGAGGCCACCAAGGCUCGCACGGCAGCAGAGGCAGAAGCAGCGGUGCUGGCACAGCGGCGGGUGGCCGUGGAAACGACCCUUCGGGAGACCCAGGGCGAGAACGACGAGUUCCGCCGCCGCAUCCUGGGUCUGGAGCAGCAGCUGAAGGAGACCCGAGGCCUGGCGGAGGGCGGGGAAGUGGCGGAGGCGCGACUUCGGGACAAGCUGCAGCGACUUGAGGUGGAGAAGCAGCGGCUGGAGGAAGCCCUGUGCGAGGCGCAGGCCGAGGAGGGGAGCCUGGCGGCGGCCAAGCGCGCGCUGGAGGCCCGCCUGGAGGAGGCGCAGCGCGGGCUGUCGCGCAUGGGGCAGGAGCGGCAGGACCUCGCGCGCGCCCUGGAGGAGGAGGGGAAGCAGCGGGAGGCCCUGCGCCGGGGCAAGGCCGAGCUGGAGGAGCAGAAGCGGCUGCUGGACAGGACCGUGGAGAGGCUCAACAAGGAGCUGGAACAAAUCGGGGAGGACUCGAAGCAGGCCCUGCAGCAGCUGCAGUCCCAGCUGGAGGAUUACAAGGAGAAGUCCCGGCGCGAGGUGGCCGACGCCCAGCGCCAGGCCAAGGAGUGGGCCAGUGAGGCCGAGAAGUCCUCUGGGGGCCUCAGCCGGCUCCAAGAUGAGACCCAGAGGCUGCGUCAGACCCUGCAGGCUUCCCAGGCUGACCUGGACACAGCCCGGCUGGACAAGGAACUGCUGGCACAACGACUGCAGGGACUGGAGCAAGAGGCAGAGAAGAAAAGGCGCUCACAGGAUGAUAGGACCCGGCAAGUCAAGAGCCUGGAGGAAAAGGUGUCCCGGCUGGAAGUGGAGCUCGACGAGGAGCGGAACACAGUGGAGCUGCUGACCGAUCGGAUCAACCGCAGCCGGGACCAGGUCGACCAGCUGCGCACUGAGCUCAUGCAGGAGAGGUCCGCGCGGCAGGACUUGGAGUGUGACAAGAUCUCUCUGGAGAGACAGAACAAGGACUUGAAGGGGCGCUUGGCCAGCUCGGAAGGCUUCCAGAAGCCCAGCGCCAGCCUCUCGCAGCUGGAGUCCCAGAAUCGGGAGCUGCAGGAGCGGCUGCAAGCAGAGGACAGGGAGAAGACGGUGCUGCAGUCCACCAACCGCAAGCUGGAGCGCAGAGUGAAAGAACUGUCCAUCCAGAUCGACGACGAACGGCAGCACGUCAACGACCAGAAGGACCAGCUAAGCCUGAGGGUGAAGGCUUUGAAGCGGCAGGUGGACGAAGCCGAAGAGGAAAUUGAGCGUCUGGACAGCCUGAGGAAGAAGGCCCAGCGGGAGCUGGAGGAACAGCAUGAAGCCAACGAGCAGCUCCAGGCCCGGAUCAGAGCCCUGGAGAAGGACUCCUGGCGCAAAGCUGCCCGGUCCACUGCCGAGUCCAGCCUCCAGCACGAAGGGCUGAGCUCAGAUGAGGAGUUUGACGGAGUCUACAACCCAAACUCCAUCGCGUCCUUGCUCACGGAGAGCGGCCUGCAGACCAGCUCCUGUUAGCCCCGGCUCAGCUCCCCAGUUCCUUUGGGGGACCCCACUCUUCAGCCCGAGACAGGGAGGGAUGUGAGCUGGGCGCUUCAACGCAUCUGCCCAGUGUCACGCUGCUGUCCUCCUUCCACUGAUCAUGUGGAGUGUCAGGCCUGCCGAGUCCUUCGUGGGAUCAUGAACUCUUCUGGGACGGGCCGAGAAGGCCUGGAUAGAAAGCCUCAUUUCUUUAGCCCUUAACCCUCAGGCUCAGGGAAAUACCUGAUGUGCUUCUGCUCCCUAGAACCCAAGACCCAUUUCCUUUCCACUCUGGGGCAAGGUGAGGGAAAGGGGGACGGGUCGUGGCACGCUGGCAUGGCUCUGCACACUUCUUGAAUGCACUACUUGGCAGUUAGGGCAACCCCGGGGUCCCCACCUGCCUUCACUCUUUUUUUUUCUUUUUCUCUGAACCAGGGGCUCCAAGGGACCCUUUCUGCCACCCUUCCCUCCCCACCAUUCCGGCCGCCUUCUUUCCCUUCCGUGCCUUAGGUGAGGCGAGGAGAUGGGCUGCUUCUGUUUCCACCUGCAUUCAUACCUCUCUGGGGAACAGCCUUCUCCCCCGCCUGGGAGAGCUGUGAGAAGGUGUUCAGACCUGGGUUCGAGAAGGGUUCCCACCCUUCUCCUUUGCCUCUGCGAAAACUGGAGGUUUCUAGGAGACAGUGGCCCUCAGGAAGCCCAUGUCUGCAAAGUGACAGUUCUCAUCUCUGCUCUCUGCCUUGUGGCUGUCCAAACCAGGGCGGCAAGGAGCCAGUGGGCCCUCAGCAUCUCUGGCCAAAGAUUUGGUCCUCGGAUUGGCUCCGUGGUAGAAAUGAGAAGCCGCAGAGAGUCUGUCCCUCUUUCUAGUUUUGAAGGGGCCCAGCCAUGGUGGGGAGGACGUAAGGAGACUCACCUCAGUUCCAGAGGAAGCUCUGGAAGGCAUCUGGAGGAGGGGAAAACGGCGGUUUGCACCAAUGACUUGUAACUUCAUGAUUUAAUAGCAAAGCUUUUAUUUUUCAAAUUUCUCCCAAUCCAGCAUUGAUUUUAUUUAAAUUAAAUAUUAAAACUCUAUGUCUAUA
This is a messenger RNA of Sorex fumeus (smoky shrew), 4771 nucleotides long. RefSeq names its product cingulin (gene CGN). NCBI's taxonomy places the organism in Eukaryota, Metazoa, Chordata, Mammalia, Eulipotyphla, Soricidae. The transcript is spliced from 21 exons. Gene Ontology annotation, cellular component: myosin complex. Bases 150 to 3692 code for a protein of 1180 amino acids. The record is from RefSeq and is a predicted model, not a curated record.